Daphnia magna is the source of this 1977-nucleotide messenger RNA. RefSeq names its product T-complex protein 1 subunit gamma (gene CCT3). The record is from RefSeq and is a predicted model, not a curated record. The coding region runs from base 115 to 1758 and encodes 547 amino acids. Gene Ontology annotation, molecular function: ATP-dependent protein folding chaperone; ATP hydrolysis activity; ATP binding. NCBI's taxonomy places the organism in Eukaryota, Metazoa, Arthropoda, Branchiopoda, Diplostraca, Daphniidae. The transcript has 11 exons. Gene Ontology annotation, biological process: protein folding. Gene Ontology annotation, cellular component: chaperonin-containing T-complex.
AUUCUUAGGCGGAACGCGAAAAUAUUUUUCGGCAACGCUGUUACAGAAGAAGGAGAAUUGUUAGAGCCCAACGUGACUUCGACUUUUCAGAGCGUGUGUCACGAAACUAUUGAAAUGUCCGGCCCAAUCAUCGUUCUUAGUCAGAAUACCAAGAGGGAGAGUGGAAAGAAGGUUCAGAUUGAUAAUAUCACAGCCGGCAAGACUGUAGCAGAUGUUAUUCGAACAUGUCUUGGACCACGAUCAAUGCUGAAAAUGUUGAUGGAUCCUAUGGGUGGCAUUGUUUUAACCAAUGAUGGAAAUGCUAUUCUACGAGAAAUCACUGUUCAGCAUCCAGCUGCCAAGUCCAUGAUUGAGAUCUCUCGUACUCAGGAUGAAGAAGUUGGUGAUGGUACUACCUCUGUUAUUAUCCUAGCUGGAGAAGUUCUUGCUGUCUCAGAACCCUUUCUGCAACAGCAAAUGCAUCCAACUUUGAUUAUCUCUGCUUAUCGCCAAGCCUUGGAAGAUGCUGUUACUAUUCUAAGGGAUCAAAUCAGCACCCCCGUGGAUGUGAACGAUCGUUCCCAAUUGCUGUCCAUUAUCAAAUCAUGUCUAGGAACUAAAUUUGUUAAUCGUUGGUCUGAACAAGCUUGCCAGAUUGCUCUGGAUGCUGUAAGCACAGUUGUAGUCGACGAAAAUGGACGUCGGGAAAUUGACAUCAAAAGAUACGCUAAAGUUGAAAAGGUCCCCGGAGGCACAAUGGAAGAUUCGUGUGUUCUGCGUGGUGUUAUGCUUAAUAAAGAUGUUACUCAUCCUAAAAUGCGACGCCAUAUUGUCAAACCCCGUAUCUUGUUGCUUGAUUGCAACUUGGAAUACAAGAAGGGAGAAAGCCAGACUAACAUUGAGAUAAUGAAAGAAGAAGACUUCACACGCAUCCUAGAGCUUGAGGAAGAAUACGUCCAAAAAACAUGUGAGGAUAUCAUCCGGGUCAAGCCUGACGUAGUCUUUACUGAAAAGGGCGUGUCCGACUUGGCUCAACAUUAUCUGGUCAAGGCGGGUAUCACUGCCAUUCGUCGUGUGAGAAAGUCUGACAAUAACCGUAUUGCCCGCGCAUCUGGUGCUACAAUUGUUAAUCGUACCGAUGAAAUCCGUGAAGAAGAUAUUGGCACAAAGGCUGGUCUCUUUGAAAUCAAGAAGAUCGGUGAUGAGUACUUCUGCUUUGUUGUUGAGUGCGAAGAUCCUAAAGCAUGCACGAUUCUUCUUCGCGGAGCCUCGAAAGACGUACUUAACGAAGUGGAGAGAAAUCUGCAAGAUGCCAUGAACGUUACCCGUAACGUUCUUCUGGAACCCAAACUUGUUCCCGGAGGUGGUGCUGCUGAAAUGGCUUUGGCUUACGCCCUGGCUGAGAAAGCAAAGAGUUUGACUGGAGUAACUCAAGCACCUUAUCGAGCAAUUGCUCAAGCUCUUGAAGUUAUUCCUAGGACUCUGGCACAGAAUUGUGGUGCAACGGUCAUUCGAACAUUGACUGCCUUGCGAGCAAAGCACGCCACUGGCGGAACAACCUGGGGUAUUAAUGGCGAAACAGGUGAACUGGCUGACAUGAAGGAUCUUGGAAUUUGGGAUCCCCUUGCAGUUAAGCUUCAGGUUCUGAAGACGGCUGUUGAGACUGCAAUUCUUCUCUUGCGCAUCGACGACAUUGUUUCUGGAUCCAAGAAGAAGGGUGGCGAUAGCUCAGCACCUGCUCCUGGAGGCGCAGCUGAUCAAGAGGCCAUGCGUGAAUAAAGAAGCGAUGGUGUUCCUUUGUCCUUGUGUUCUGGAACUCCAUGGCGAGCGUUAAUUAAUAAUACAAUGGCUUCAAUCAUUCACGCUUCUGCUAUGCGAAUUAACGUUUGGCUAAUUUUGUUCUUGUCAACCUCCUGAGUAAUUAAUUGAUCUUCUGUUGGCAUAGAAUGACUUGCUUGCUAUCAUCUUCGUGAACAAAAUACACCAUUUUUGCUCAUA